Molecule: messenger RNA, 753 nt
Organism: Peronospora farinosa
Lineage: Eukaryota; Oomycota; Peronosporomycetes; Peronosporales; Peronosporaceae
Source: the annotation of a GenBank genome assembly
AUGUCCAGACGAUACGACGGCCGCACGACCACCUUUUCCCCAGAAGGUCGCCUCUUCCAGGUGGAGUACGCAAUGGAGGCCAUUAAUAAUGCCGGAUCAGCCGUUGGAAUUCUUGCCAAGGACGGCAUUGUCAUUGCAGCGGAAAAGAAGACGGUGUCGAAGCUGCUGACGCCUAGUAAGACAAGUGAGAAGACUAUCAAGCUGGAUGACCACCUGAUCUGCGCCGUGGCCGGUUUGACUGCUGACGCCAAUAUCCUCGUGAACUACGCGCGUCUAUCGGCGCAGCGCUACGAGCUAGCGUACCAGGAGAAGGAGCCGUGCGAGCAGUUGGUACAGACCAUUUGCAACUACAAGCAGGCGUACACACAAUUUGGGGGUCAGCGUCCAUUUGGUGUGUCAUUUUUGUAUGCUGGAUGGGACCGCCACCAUGGCUUCCAGUUGUACCACAGCGACCCUAGUGGAAACUAUGGCGGAUGGAAGGCCACUGCUAUCGGUGCCAACAACCGCGCCGCUAAGAGCAUGCUCAAGAGUGAUUACGAGGAGGAUAUGACGGUGGAAGAGGCACUGACGUUCUCGGUGAAGGUUAUGAACAAGACCAUGGACGCGGCCACCCCCACAGCAGAGAAGCUUGAGUUCAUGACGGUCACGCAGAACGCCGAUGGAAAGAUCGUGCACCGCCAAUUGACGGAGAAGGAGACGAAAGAACUGCUGCAGAAGGCAGCUGCGGACACGGCUGCCUCAGGUGACAUGUAA